Daldinia vernicosa is the source of this 1092-nucleotide messenger RNA. RefSeq lists its product as uncharacterized. The record is from RefSeq and is a predicted model, not a curated record. The transcript has 3 exons. NCBI's taxonomy places the organism in Eukaryota, Fungi, Ascomycota, Sordariomycetes, Xylariales, Hypoxylaceae. The coding region runs from base 1 to 1092 and encodes 363 amino acids.
AUGCUUGAGAUAACUCAUUGGCUGCGAUCUGGAUUUGACACAGCCUGUAAAGCUGCUAGCGGACACAUCCCGGAGUCUAAAAGCCCUCCACCAGUCGAGCGAAGCCAGGGGCAAGACACCAGCCAGACUAAUGUAGCCAAGAAGAGGAAAUAUAGUAAUAAGGGAAGCGAUGGUGGCGAGGAGGAUGAUAACGGAAGUGGUCAAGAUCAGCGACCUAUAAAAAAGGGCGUCGAUGGCAAGAAGCACCAAAAACAGAUGUUCGCUUGCCCGUAUUUCAAGCACAACCCAAGCAAAUACAAGGAAUGGAGAACAUACCCCGGCCCUGGAUGGCUCGACGUACAUCGAGUCAAAGAGCAUCUGUAUCGACGACAUCGUCAACCGUCUUUUCGGUGCGGACGCUGCUGGGAACCUUUUGAGAGUGAAGGGAGUUAUCUGGAUCACCAGAGAAUGAUAGAGCCAUGUGCCUUGAAAGACAAAGAACUGAUAGAAUGGUUUGAUAACAGCCAGGAGAAGCAGCUCAAGCUACGGAAAAGUACAAGUGAUAUGAGCGAGACAGAGAAAUGGCGAACGGUCUUCUCGAUAUUAUUCCCAGAUGUUCGAAAAGAAGACAUCCCAACUCCCUUCUAUGAUUAUGAUCACGUCGCAAAGAUAGUGCCCAACCAGCUAGAACAGUUGGCGGCAUGCGAGGAGUAUAUCCUCCGGGAAAUACCUUUGCGUUUGCAGCAAAGAUUACGACCGGAGCUUGACAGAGACUUUAACACCGUCGAGGAAAGCUUAAAGAGAACAGCAACAUAUUGCGUUAGGGGCCUCUUGGUAGAUGCGUUUCGCGAAUUUCGUCAGAUACAACAAUGUAAGAUGAUUCCAAGGACAGAAUAUGAGGAUACAGGGAUGAUAGAUGAUAGAUUUGGUCAUACGCUAGUAUCACAAGGGAAUAUAUCGCAAUGCUGUCAGUCGACUUCAAUUGAACAAGCCAGUUCUGUAGGUUUCGAUUUUGGCCUUCGAACCAUUCGAUAUUUCCCCCUGGAACAAUAUGGGAUUGUCAUUGGGCGAGGGUUUCAUAAUGGAAGAAAUUAUAGAACAGCCAGGAUGUAA